This is a messenger RNA of Castor canadensis (American beaver), 7281 nucleotides long. The record is from RefSeq and is a predicted model, not a curated record. NCBI's taxonomy places the organism in Eukaryota, Metazoa, Chordata, Mammalia, Rodentia, Castoridae.
CCCAGAGAGCAACCAUAGCUGCUGCAGGGCCCUGGGCCCCCCGGUCCUCCACCCCUUCAGCCAUCCCCUUGAGGCAAGACCCGCCAUUCCCCUGCACAGCCAGUGGGUCCCCAGGAGCCACCUGACCAUGUAGCUCCAGGGAGCAGCAUGGGCCCCACUGAAUGGAGACUCCUGGAUCUGUAGCCCUGAGCCUCUUUGGCCCCUGGACCUCACCCCACACCCGGGGACACCCCUGGGAGCUCACCACCGCUGUUGCCAGCCCACCUCAGCCACCCCCACCCCCUGGGACCUGGAGUUGGCCGCCUGGAGCUGCAGCUGUCCAGUGAGGGUGUGCUGAGGACAGCCACACGCAGCCAUCACCCAGAAGCCGCUUGUCCAGUGCUGACCCUCGGGGCCACCCUGAGCAGGGACUUUGGCAAACAUGGGUGAUAUGACCAACAGCGACUUUUACUCCAAAAACCAAAGAAAUGAGUCGAGCCAUGGGGGCGAGUUCGGGUGCACAAUGGAGGAGCUCCGCUCCCUCAUGGAGCUGCGGGACGAGGCCGUGGUCAAGAUCAAGGAGACUUAUGGGGACACUGAAGCCAUCUGCCGGCGCCUCAAAACCUCACCUACGGAAGGUUUGCCGGGCACCGCUCCAGACCUGGAAAAGAGAAAGCAGAUUUUUGGGCAAAACUUUAUACCUCCAAAGAAGCCAAAAACCUUCCUGCAGCUUGUGUGGGAAGCGCUGCAGGACGUGACACUCAUCAUCCUGGAGAUAGCGGCCAUCAUCUCCCUGGGCCUGUCCUUCUACCACCCACCUGGCGAGAGCAACGAAGGAUGUGCUACAGCCCAGGGUGGGGCAGAAGAUGAAGGAGAGGCAGAAGCAGGCUGGAUUGAGGGGGCUGCCAUCCUCCUCUCUGUCAUCUGUGUGGUCCUGGUCACGGCCUUCAAUGACUGGAGCAAAGAGAAGCAGUUCCGGGGCCUGCAAAGCCGCAUCGAGCAGGAGCAGAAGUUCACUGUGGUCCGGGCCAGCCAAGUGGUCCAGAUCCCUGUGGCUGAGAUUGUAGUUGGAGACAUCGCCCAGAUCAAAUAUGGUGACCUCCUCCCUGCUGAUGGCCUUUUCAUCCAGGGCAACGACCUCAAAAUUGAUGAGAGCUCCCUGACGGGGGAGUCUGACCAGGUGCGCAAGUCCGUGGACAAGGACCCCAUGCUGCUGUCAGGGACCCAUGUGAUGGAGGGCUCAGGAAGGAUGGUCGUGACUGCGGUGGGUGUGAACUCUCAGACUGGCAUCAUCUUUACCCUGCUGGGGGCUGGUGGUGAAGAGGAAGAGAAGAAAGACAAAAAAGGUGUGAAGAAGGGGGAUGGCCUUCAGCUACCAGCGGCAGACGGUGCAGCAGCUUCAAAUGCUGCAGAUAGCGCAAAUGCCAGCCUAGUCAAUGGUAAAAUGCAGGAUGGCAAUGUGGACAGCAGCCAGAGCAAAGCCAAACAGCAGGAUGGGGCAGCCGCCAUGGAGAUGCAGCCCCUAAAGAGUGCCGAGGGAGGCGAUGCAGAUGACAAGAAGAAAGCCAACAUGCACAAGAAGGAGAAGUCGGUGCUGCAGGGCAAGCUCACCAAGCUGGCUGUUCAGAUUGGCAAGGCGGGCCUGGUGAUGUCGGCCAUCACAGUGAUCAUCCUGGUGCUCUACUUCACCGUGGACACCUUUGUGGUCAACAAGAAACCGUGGCUGCCUGAGUGCACCCCUGUCUACGUGCAGUACUUUGUCAAGUUCUUCAUCAUUGGCGUGACAGUGCUGGUAGUCGCCGUGCCCGAGGGACUUCCUCUGGCUGUCACCAUCUCGCUGGCCUACUCAGUGAAGAAAAUGAUGAAGGACAACAACCUGGUACGACACCUGGACGCCUGUGAGACCAUGGGCAACGCCACAGCCAUCUGCUCGGACAAGACGGGCACACUGACCACCAAUCGCAUGACAGUAGUACAGGCCUACGUGGGCGAUGUCCACUAUAAGGAGAUCCCUGACCCCAGCUCCAUCAACGCCAAGACCAUGGAGCUGCUGGUCAAUGCCAUCGCCAUCAACAGCGCCUACACCACCAAGAUCCUGCCCCCAGAAAAAGAAGGUGCCCUGCCUCGGCAGGUGGGCAACAAGACGGAGUGCGGCCUGCUGGGCUUCGUACUGGACCUGAAGCAGGACUACGAGCCGGUGCGUAACCAGAUGCCGGAGGAGAAGCUGUACAAAGUGUACACCUUCAACUCUGUGCGCAAGUCUAUGAGCACUGUCGUCAAGAUGCCGGACGAGAGCUUCCGCAUGUACAGCAAGGGCGCUUCAGAGAUCGUGCUCAAAAAGUGCUGCAAAAUCCUCAAUGGGGCGGGGGAGCCCAGGGUCUUCCGGCCCCGUGACCGGGAUGAGAUGGUGAAGAAGGUGAUUGAGCCCAUGGCUUGUGAUGGGCUUCGUACUAUUUGUGUGGCCUACCGUGACUUCCCCAGCAGCCCUGAGCCUGACUGGGACAGUGAGAAUGACAUCCUCAAUGACCUCACCUGUAUCUGCGUGGUGGGCAUCGAGGACCCAGUGCGGCCUGAGGUCCCAGAAGCCAUCCGCAAGUGCCAGCGGGCAGGCAUCACGGUCCGCAUGGUCACUGGUGACAAUAUCAACACAGCCCGGGCCAUUGCCAUCAAGUGUGGCAUCAUCCAUCCUGGGGAGGACUUCCUGUGCCUAGAGGGAAAAGAGUUCAACCGGAGGAUCCGCAACGAGAAGGGGGAGAUCGAGCAGGAGCGGAUAGACAAGAUUUGGCCAAAGCUGCGGGUGCUGGCUCGCUCCUCCCCCACAGACAAGCACACCUUGGUCAAAGGCAUCAUCGACAGCACGCACACUGAGCAGCGGCAGGUGGUGGCUGUGACAGGGGACGGGACCAAUGAUGGGCCUGCACUCAAGAAGGCCGACGUGGGCUUUGCCAUGGGCAUCGCAGGCACAGAUGUGGCCAAGGAGGCCUCAGACAUCAUCCUGACCGAUGACAACUUCAGCAGCAUCGUGAAGGCAGUGAUGUGGGGCCGCAAUGUCUAUGACAGCAUCUCCAAGUUCCUGCAGUUCCAGCUGACAGUCAAUGUGGUGGCUGUGAUCGUGGCCUUCACAGGUGCCUGCAUCACACAGGACUCCCCUCUGAAGGCUGUGCAGAUGCUCUGGGUAAACCUCAUCAUGGACACAUUCGCUUCCCUGGCGCUGGCCACUGAGCCACCCACUGAGACCCUGCUUCUGAGGAAGCCAUACGGCCGCAACAAGCCGCUCAUCUCGCGGACCAUGAUGAAGAACAUCCUAGGCCACGCUGUCUACCAGCUCACCCUCAUCUUCACCCUGCUCUUCGUGGGCGAGAAGAUGUUCCAGAUCGACAGCGGGAGGAAUGCACCCCUGCACUCGCCACCCUCAGAGCACUACACCAUCAUCUUCAACACCUUCGUCAUGAUGCAGCUCUUCAAUGAGAUCAACGCCCGCAAGAUCCAUGGUGAGAGGAACGUCUUCGACGGCAUCUUCCGGAACCCUAUCUUCUGCACCAUCGUGCUGGGCACCUUUGCCAUCCAGAUAGUGAUCGUGCAGUUUGGAGGGAAGCCCUUCAGCUGCUCCCCGCUGCAGCUGGACCAGUGGAUGUGGUGUAUAUUCAUCGGCUUAGGAGAGCUUGUCUGGGGCCAGGUCAUCGCCACCAUCCCCACAAGCAGACUCAAGUUCCUGAAGGAAGCAGGCCGGCUCACACAGAAGGAGGAGAUCCCCGAGGAAGAGCUCAACGAGGAUGUGGAGGAGAUAGACCACGCAGAGCGGGAGCUGCGGCGCGGUCAGAUUCUGUGGUUCCGGGGCCUGAACCGAAUCCAAACACAGAUCCGCGUCGUGAAGGCGUUCCGUAGCUCUCUCUAUGAAGGGUUAGAAAAGCCUGAGUCUCGAACCUCCAUUCAUAACUUCAUGGCCCAUCCUGAAUUCCGGAUCGAAGAUUCCCAGCCCCACAUCCCCCUCAUCGACGACACCGACCUGGAAGAAGAUGCCGCGCUCAAGCAGAACUCGAGCCCGCCGUCAUCGCUCAACAAAAACAACAGCGCCAUCGACAGCGGGAUCAACCUGACGACAGACACGAGCAAAUCAGCUACCUCUUCAAGUCCAGGGAGCCCCAUCCACAGCCUGGAGACGUCGCUUUAGCUGAGGACCCUGCCGGCCGCCCCGGCCUCCCGGGCACUCACCCCUCCAGGCCCCGACUCACUACCCGGCGAGGAGCCGCAGCAGGAGCGCAAAAGCGAGAGAAACGCGAUGUUUCCACCCCCAGGCCCUUUGGCUGCGAUGCUGUUUGAACCCUUUUUCACUCCGACGCAAGGGGCCGGGUUCCCCCGGGAGCGUGGGGGGUGGAAGGCGACCGGAGCAAGCCCUUCCUGGCUCCCGCCCAGACACGGACCAGCCAUGCACCCGCCCCGGCCAGGGUCCUCCCGCAUGAAUGUACUGGACACUUCCCAUCCUCCCCUGGGUUGGUUCUUGGGGGGGGGGGGGCUGGGGAGGAGGAUUACUUGUUUUCUUAGGCGGGAACUGCAAACACUCUUUUCUGAGACUACUUAUCCAAUCCACUGGUCUGUAAUUUUUGAAAUGCUUGCGCAGCAUGGUCUCAGUUGUAUAGAUUAAUUUAAUAACUUUUUGAAAUUGCAGAGCUUAACUUGCCUUGUAGAUUUGCACCAAUGGAACCCAAGAACUUCAUAGACCUCACAAGGUUAUAUCCAUUUCUUUGUAUCUAUAUCAACGUAUACUUCUCCAAGACUGUAUACGUCCAUAUAGAUAGGUAGAGAUAUAUAUAUAUAUAUAUAAAUAUAUAUACAUGGAUCUAUAAAGUUUCUUUGCCGGCAUGUUGCCUUGUUUCUGCUUAAAUUGCUCUAUUUUAACUUAUUUAUGUCCUAAAAGAUGAAUGUAACUUGUUUACAAACCUGUAGAUAACGUCUCUGGCUAUUUGUACGGUCUAAGAACUCUGCUGGCCGAGAUGCUAUCAAAACGGCUCGACCAAACAGACACUUGCCCUGGAUUGCAUCCUUGAUAUUUUACAAUAGCCAUGCUCUGAUUUUUUGCCUGCUGUUUCCGUUCAAUAAUGUCACUACCGUGGGAGGCUCAGGCAGAAGUCAAAUGCUCCGAGGAUCCAUCCUGAGGGGUUCAACAGAACAAAACGCUCCGUAGACGAAGGGAGAAGAGGAGAGAAGGCUCCAAAGCACAGGUCGAGGACUUUCCUCUCAAUGAAACUCGCUUGAGUUUACCAAGAGCAUUUCAAAACCAAGUCGUCUCUGGCUCUGUCUGUGCAGAGGUCGAGGUAGUGUUGAGAUACUAUACAUGCUAUUGUGUUGAUUUUUUUAGUUAGUAAUUUAGAGGUUUAUUUCCUUAUAAAGGCAGCGUAUGAGCUGUUGGCAUAGUGGAUGAGGGUUGGUAUGGCUUGCUGCUUUUAUUUUUAUUUUUGAAGAAGAAUAGCCUUUUUAUCUGCACUAUUUAGAUCCGAAUGAACCUUACAAUGUGUAUAUUGAGAUGUAUUCAGUGUGAUUUUUAAAACCAAAUUGUCUUCCUGUAGUCACAAUAUAUACUGUAGCCUUUUAACAGCAAGUCCUGCUUUCCCAGAAAGAAAGCCAUUCUGAAACCCUCCCGUAUCACAGGUGAGAAAAGGUGGCUAUUUUUUCCCCCAAGACAAUAACGGCACUAGUAAUCCCACUUAAUAAGAGCUUAUUUAAUUGUCUGUCGGCCUCUUAACUGCUAAGCACUUUGUGGGUCUCAGCUUUUUUCAUAAAAGAACUUUUGUAUUUAAUACAAAGUUUGCUUUGAGACUUUUCAGCAUACAAUCUUUUUCCAUAAACUUGUACAGUGCAAAAGACAUUUUGAAUACCAUGAUCGAUGAUGUCCCAGGCUUCGAGGAAAACCAAACACUUUCUGCCUCGCUUGCAAAAUCCAUUCUCCAUGCUGACCCUUGCCACACUCGCUCUGCGUCAGCCCGGCCCCUGCCCUACUCCAGGCCCAGAGAACUUUUCCACUCACAAGAUGAGAGCCACUUGGGAAAAGAGCCAUAGUCAGCUGGGAGGGCCUACGUCUGGAUGGCUGUGGAAAAACUUGAGGGGUUUAGGGUUCAAAGUCAGCCCAUCCCACCUGGCAAAAUCUUUCUAUAAAGAGGACCUUCUGUGUGAAAGAGCACCCCCUGAAUGUCAUGAAGAUCUCUGAAUGUACCCAGCAGAGAAAACUGCAUCCCAGCCACGGGGGACCAGCCCUCGGAUGUGCUGGUUGGAUUCCAGUAUGAACAUCACCAAAGCCAGGCCGUGCACACUUCUGAGGAAGGAGAGCCUUGCACACAGGAAACACAGGGCAGCCCUGGAACAUGGUGGUUUUUUUGGAGUUUUUUUCUUUUUCCUUGCAUUUCUCCAUCCCCCCCUCCUUCAUUCAGUCAUGUAUCUGUGACCUCAUUCCAUGACACCAGGAGAGUUGUGCUUGCACACCAGGCUCCCUGUGCUUUUGGAACCAGGACACAAGGCAAACAGGAGUCAGCUUGGGGGAUAGGGAGCUGAGGAAGCCACCAAGGAGGCCUGACAUUAGCAUUGAUCUCUCGUCAGGAAUGAUGGAUGAUCACACACAAACAUACACACACACACACACACACACACACACACCCCUCUCACUCUCACACUUGCACACAUACACACACACACACACACACACAGGAAAUGGUUUGUCAAAACUCACUGUAGUACACAAAGCUUGCACUCUGCGUCCUAUAUCUAGCAGCAUGGGGUACGUUUGGCAGUUCACCCCACUAGGGGGUCAAUAAUUUAUGACCAUCUGUUUUUAUGAAUUUUUUUAUCUAGACAAUAAUUGUAAAUAAAGAACUCACUGUCUCUGUUCAUUUAAUACUAUGCAAUGGUCAUGCUUUUGAUUGCUGAUUCCCACAGGGGGGUUCUGAUGUCUGUGUUCUAAAAGGCAAAAAGAACAUCAAACAGAACAUAGGAAAUCUGUUCUCUGUGCUGUAUGCUCUUUUCUUGGGGGGGAGCUACACCCCUUUCUUUCCUGCCCUCUGCCAGGACCCCAGGGAAAGUUGGGAGAUUCAGGUCUGAGGUCUAAGGUCACCAACUUCUCUCCCCACUCCAACAGUCAAGGGCCCAGAGGGGGACCAUUCAAUGACCCUGGCCACUCCAGAGUUACCUGUCUUUGGAGAAAGGCAGGGAGAGCUUGAUCUGCCUCUCAACCAGAGCUUUCCCAAAGUCAGGAGUGGCCGUCAUGGCUCCACUACCCCUUGCCACAGCCCCUUGUAAGAGGGAGGACACCCUGCU